This is a messenger RNA of Polistes dominula (European paper wasp), 1175 nucleotides long. Its product is annotated as caspase-1. Gene Ontology annotation, molecular function: cysteine-type endopeptidase activity. The record is from RefSeq and is a predicted model, not a curated record. Gene Ontology annotation, biological process: proteolysis; apoptotic process; positive regulation of neuron apoptotic process. Lineage: Eukaryota; Metazoa; Arthropoda; Insecta; Hymenoptera; Vespidae. Gene Ontology annotation, cellular component: cytoplasm.
GCUCUCUUGUUAUAUUCAAUGAUAGACACACCUGUAGCUCGAACAGUCUUAUUGAUCGUCGGAUAAACGUUAAAAGACGCGCGCUUUUAAAUCAGUGACAUUCAGUUGUAAGUCAUUAUUGUUAAUAUUCCACAAAGUGAUUAACAAUUAGAUUGAUUAGAAAAAUGUCCUCCAAAGAAAAUAUCAAUGAAAAAGAAUUAACGAUAGAUAUUCCCGAUUCGUUUGGUGAUCCAAGAUCAGCUCAAGAUAACAAAAUUCAACCUACUACUUCAUCUCCAAUAAAAUCACCUACACAAAAAUUUGCUGUGCAUUACAAUAUGGACAAACCUGGCCUAGCAAUUAUAUUUAAUCAUGAAACUUUCUGCUGCGAAGAUCUUCUACCACGAACAGGAACUGAUAGAGAUAGCAAAAAUCUAAAGAGGACAUUACAAUCAUUAGGAUUCAUAGUUCAAGAACAUAAAGAUUGUACUUCCACUCAAAUAAAACUUACAUUACAAGCAGUUGCUAAACAAAAUCACACUGAUCACAGUUGCUUAAUAGUUUGCAUAUUGACCUAUGGAGAUUUAGGAAUACUUUAUGCAAAAGAUGAAUGUUACAAAGCAAAUUCUAUUUGGUCAUAUUUUACACCAGGCAAAACUGAUAAUAAUGAAGAGAAAACCCGUACUCUUACCGGUAAGCCCAAAUUAUUUUUUAUACAAGCCUGUCAAAAAAGGAAGAUAGUCAGGUCAACUACGCAAUCCUUGCCACAAAUGCAAACACUCACACUACCUGAUAAAAGUAAAAAGGUAUAUAAAGAAGUAUUCCGUUUACCAAAUCAUGCUGACUUUUUGAUCGCUUAUUCAACAAUAUCAGGUCAUUAUUCGUGGUCAAAAUCGGAAAAUGGAUCAUGGUUUAUAGAAAAAUUGUGCACAAUAUUAAACAAAUUUGGAACAAAAUAUGAUUUGUUAACUCUACUUACUUCAGUCUGUCGUUGUGUUCAAGAAGAAUAUGAAAUUAAUGCUAAUGAUAGAAUUAAAAUGAUUCAAAAAAAAGAAGUUCCAUACAUUACUUCAAUGUUAACUCGUCUAGUGAAAUUCCAAGCUAUAAACAGUAAUGUUGAAAAUUAAAUGUUAUAAAAUUUUUAUUAUACAUAUAUAUUUUAUUUUAUCAUAACACGUGCAUUUAUUAAAUAAAUU